This is a messenger RNA of Hyaloperonospora brassicae, 1719 nucleotides long. Lineage: Eukaryota; Oomycota; Peronosporomycetes; Peronosporales; Peronosporaceae. The record is from the annotation of a GenBank genome assembly.
AUGAACGAGGAAGACGAGUUCGGCAUGAGCAAACUGGUGCGGGACGCGGACCCGAUGGAGCAGGACGUCCAGAGCGCGGUCAGGGACCAUCAGGACUUUACGUUCCUCGACGUCGAAGCGAUUCGCGCUGCUGCUGCGCUCGAGGACAAGGGCGCGAUGCCGCUGUGGCUGACCCGCUUGCCAGUGGAGAAGGACCCGAGGCAGUGGACGAUUCUGGAAGUGCAUAUUCGUCCCGACCGGUCCUGGGACAUCAUCAAAGAGCUACUGGCAACUGUCUGCAUUAGCAAAGGACUGUUGAUUGCUGAAGAAGACGCUGAGUCGGUGCUGUUCCGCAAAAAAGUGAUGCAAGAAUCGAUGGCCCGUGGCAUGGCGAAUAUGGCUACAUUCCUCAACGUCUACGUGCGCAUUGGCAUUUCGUCGUCGAAGCUGCGGGUGAUUGAUAUUUGCACGUCGGUCGUGAACGAGAACAAGCUGCUGGGUGGCAUGAUGCCAACGGGACGGAGCAGCUUGUGGACGGCUUCCAAUGAUUCGCACAAGUACGCUCUCGACCAAUUGCUGGGAGCUUUUCAGUCGACACUGCUUAGUCAGUGUCUAUCGAUGAGUCAUCUGUACAUGUCUACUUCGGAGAACUCCAUGGACUCAGUUCAAACUGCUGAGCUGGAUGAAGGAUAUGUUGAGAACUUGAAAAAAGCGUUCAGCAGUGAAAUGAAGACCAAUAUGAGAGAUCUGUGCAUCCCCCUGGAAUCUUAUGCAUACGACCAAGAGCUUGCCUGCGCUCAGCUAAUCGGUUUGCUUGAACCGAGUCUGAAGAAGUGCGCGAUCAGGCUUGUAGGCACGACUGCAAAUGACGCGUGCUCGAAGGAGAGCGUAAUCGUUGCCGGAACACAACAAAUGUCAAUGAAGGAGAACGAUUCAGCUUCGAAACAAGGCCUGGCGUCUUUGCCGCAUGUGACUAAAACUGCAGAUAUCUCCUCGUCGACGCACCAGGCAACAUCAGUGAAACGUGAGAAAACCUACGGCGAAGUGAUUUCCGAAAUGGUCCAAAAGCUGCGAUGUGCAUGCAAGGAAGACUGUGAGAUACGACUACGUGCGAAAAUUGAAGAAAAGCGGCAACAGGUUACAGCACGCGUGGAAGCUGCGCAAAGUUUGCGCGUUCGUGCGAUCCGGGCAAUCAUGGACGCGAAAGAUGCACAAGUCUCAUGCCUCAAUGAACAUGGCGACGACAGCCGGAAUAACGUGCUCCUCUACGAGACCUCUUGCAUGGUAAACGGCAUUCCAGUCACCCUCCACGUCACUUAUGGCAACUUGAUCUAUCGGAUCAUGGUGCCCGUGUUCGCGCACACGGUGGUCAUCCCUUUUGACGAUGUACGAAACGUCGUUGAAACUGCGCCGUUUGGUAUCCAGGCAGUGUCGCUAGAGCUGGACUCGACAAAGCACGCGAAAGGGAUUACGAUUGCCACGGGACUCGAGGCGGAUUCGUUGUACCAGCUCCUGCACGAGCUCGUUUCAAUGCACCAACGUGAGACCGAGGCAAGUACUGCUGCUUUGCCGCUACUGCAGCAACGAGAACUGGAGCAGGACCCGAGCGUGCUCCAAAUGAUCUUGGGCUCGGGCGAAGAGGAGACGAAAGAGGACGAGGCGACAACGACUGCAGCAGUCGAGCCUAGGACAUCCGCGAGUGCUGAUGAUGGAUGCGGCGCAACCCGUGCCACGAAGUAA